This is a messenger RNA of Onychomys torridus (southern grasshopper mouse), 543 nucleotides long. RefSeq names its product prolactin-7A2-like. Gene Ontology annotation, biological process: positive regulation of receptor signaling pathway via JAK-STAT; mammary gland development; female pregnancy. Gene Ontology annotation, molecular function: hormone activity; prolactin receptor binding. Gene Ontology annotation, cellular component: extracellular region. Lineage: Eukaryota; Metazoa; Chordata; Mammalia; Rodentia; Cricetidae. The record is from RefSeq and is a predicted model, not a curated record.
AUGGCUGUGCUCCUGCAGGAGAUUUUCAAGUCCAAGAUGUUUGAGUUUCUUGGAGGUAAGGAGUUACUGGUUAAGACUCUCACCUGCUGCCACAGUUAUUCCAUCAAAACUCCAGAAAAUUUGGAUGAAACCCAACAGAUCUCUCUUGAAGACUUUCCAAAACUGAUACUCAGUAGAGUGCGGACUUGGAAUGACACUCUUGACAACCUCCUGACCAUUCUUGGAAGUAUGCCAGGAAUGUAUGAUGACAUCCUUUCGAUAGCCAAAGACAUUAGGACAAAAAAUGCAGAGCUUUUUGAGGACACCAAGAGAAUACUCAGCAAGGUUUUUGGAACAACAGAAAAUGUGGAUUAUACCUUCUGGUCUGGUCUUGAAGACUUCCAGUCAUCUGAUGAAGACUUUUGCUUUUUUACUCUUUUUAAAUUAUCCUGUUGCUUGCAUGUUGAUAUGAAUACAAUUGACCUUUCUCUCAUGCUCUUGGGGUGUGUGGUGCUUGUUGAUAGUGACAUCUGCUCAUCCUCAAGAAUUGGAGAUUAUUCAUGA